GCGCGCCGAGCGGGGGGCACCGCGCGGGUGCAGGCACGAUGGAAGGGGGUGCGUACGGAGCAGGCAAAGCCGGGGGCGCCUUCGACCCCCACACGCUGGUCCGGCAGCCGCACACCAUCCUGCGCGUCGUGUCUUGGGUGUUCUCCAUCGUGGUGUUUGGCUCCAUUGUGAAUGAGGGCUACCUCAACACCCCCUCCGAGGGGAAGGAGUUCUGCAUCUACAACCGAAACCCCAACGCCUGCAGCUACGGUGUGGCCGUGGGCGUGUUCGCCUUCCUCACCUGCCUGCUGUACCUGGCCCUGGACGUGUACUUCCCACAGAUCAGCAGCGUGAAGGACCGCAAGAAAGCCGUCCUGUCAGACAUCGGUGUCUCGGCCUUCUGGGCCUUCCUCUGGUUUGUGGGCUUCUGCUUCCUGGCCAAUCAGUGGCAGGUCUCCAAGCCCAAAGACAACCCGCUGAACGAGGGGACAGAUGCGGCCCGGGCCGCCAUCGCCUUCUCCUUCUUCUCCAUCUUCACGUGGGCGGGCCAGGCUGUGCUGGCCUUCCAGCGUUACCAGAUUGGCGCCGACUCGGCCCUCUUCUCCCAGGACUACAUGGACCCCAGCCAGGACUCCAGCAUGCCUUACGCCCCCUACGUGGAGCCCAGCGCUGGGCCGGACCCCGCCGGCAUGGGCGGCACCUACCAGCAGCCAGCCAACACCUUCGAUACCGAGCCCCAGGGCUACCAGUCGCAGGGCUACUGAGCCGCAGUGACCACCUGCCCUCCCCGCCAUCGCCGUCCCCUGCCCCAGCCCCAGCCCCAGCCCAGCCGCCCCCUUCCCCCCACCCCCCUCCCUCCACACCCGGCCCCCGCUCCCUCCCCGGCUGCCCUGCUCAGCACCUCACCAGCCUCCCGGUUAUUACACUGAGGCCCAGGGCAGCUCAAGGUGGGAUGGGGCAAUAAGGUGUGUGUGGGCAUGUGUGUGCAAAUGUGUCCAGCAAGGGCCUGGGGUGUUGACAUUCAUUAGUUGUUUCAUGGAGCAUUCAUUGAGCACCUACGGUAUGUCCGGCCCAUGCUUGACACGGUUUUGAAAGAGAAAUGGCCUCUGGGAAGGGGGCAGAUGAGAUGUGGAGGAGGCCUUAUCAGGUGACAGAGGCAGGAAUAGUGGGAGAUCAACCGGGAUGAUUCUGGGAAGGUUUGGCUGCAGGAUGAGUGUAAGACCCUGGGGGCUGCCGUCUGCCAGGAGGGACACAACAGCCCUGCGAGAAGGGUUGGGGCUGUCUCCAUUUUAUGGGUGAGGAAACAGGCCUGCAGAAGUCAAGGUCACUGGCCCAGGGUCACAGGCAGCCAGUGAUGGAGGCGGGGCCAAGCCCAGAGCACCUCUGUCCCCUGUCCUCCCUGCCUGCCCUCAUCCCCGAGCCUGGGGCUCCUCUGCUCAACGCUCCUGUUACUUGGGAGGCCUUGGGGACCUCAGCCCGUAAGACACCCUGAUUCUGCUGCAAUCGAGGGGCCUGUUCUGCCCUGGCUAUUCCCAAGCAGGACAGCCCUGCCUCCAGGACCUCUCUGCACACCCCCCUCCCAGGGUGGGAGUUUCCCUGUGUACCACCCCGUGCUGUGUGUGCCCUCCCUUUCGGGCCUCCCGAAGGACUGAGCACUGUCCCUGCCUCCAGGAGGUGCUCACUAAGACCUUUCUCAGGGCUGGGUAGACGAGGAAGCCCGGAGGGGGCGCAGCCGGCCCGAGGUCACAGCGAGUGAGGGGCAGAGCUGGACUCGCUGCCUGAGUGUCUUGGCCCCAGCCACCACAGCAGGUGUCCCAAUUCCCUGCCCUUGUGACCUCCCAGGAAACAGCUGAUCUGGGACACUGUGUCAUGUUUCCCUCCUCCAGGGUCAGCCAGGGGCUUAGGGGCUGGAAUAGCCAAGACCAUGGGGGGUCCUUGCCCUGGCCUUCCAGAAAGCCCCCCAAAGGGCCGGUCUCCCUGUGGGAGGCUGAGUAGAGAGGACAGGAGCUCUGGACCCUCCAUGGCCAGCCUGGGGGCUACUGCCGUGGGACAGACUGCCCAAGAUGAACAGUGAGAGCCUCUGGUGCAUGGGAGGCUCAGGGAGGCCAUGGACUGUGGGGGGGAGACAGCGGGUGACCCCAAGGCACAAGGAGGGUCUGAGGGGCAGGGAGGGGCAUUUGCACAAAGUGGGCUCUUCACUGAGCCGUUAGGGGAGGAGGCCUUAAACGGUGGAGAGAAGUGUGAGGAGCCCUGGGGCCCAGUGCCUUGGGGAGCAGGGUCGGCAUGGUGCUGGGUGUACCCACCAGCAGCAGCAUGUCCCCCACAAGAACCCUAAGGGGCAGGUGAUAUUGAUUCGGCAGUUACGGGCACCUGUGCUGGGGCUAAGGCACUGAUAGUCCGUGAGAGAUGAGCACACAGCUGGACCGGGGUGAGACAGCGGGCAGAGGCCUGUGGGAGAGCAUGACGGGCUGAGGCUCCCCGAGGAGGACCCUGGGAGGGCAGGACUUAGCACCGCAAUGAGGGAGGGAGAAGUAGUGUCACUGUCCCCACUUAACAGAAAGGGACACCGGCUCAGAGCGUGAGUUAGCAGCGGGGCAUGGAUCCAAACUCAGGCCUGUCCCGUCCUCCCAAGGGGCAGCAGUGACGGGAGAGGACCCCAGGCAGCUGAGCAACAUCUGGUUGUUGCUGACGUUAGUUUUUCACAUCUGGGAAGGGGUCUCUUUCACAUCUGUCUGUGGGUGUCUGGAUGGCCCAAGUGGGGGCCGGAGGGAGUCACGGUAUCUGCCGGGCUGUACUAGACCAGAGGUUUGCAGAUCGGGUUCAGGGUGUAGGUGGGUGUGGGUAUGUUUCUGGCAGAAGUCCUGUGCCCAUGCAGCGGGCUGUGAGAA
Rhinolophus ferrumequinum (greater horseshoe bat) is the source of this 2867-nucleotide messenger RNA. RefSeq names its product synaptogyrin 1 (gene SYNGR1). Gene Ontology annotation, cellular component: neuromuscular junction; synaptic vesicle membrane. The record is from RefSeq and is a predicted model, not a curated record. NCBI's taxonomy places the organism in Eukaryota, Metazoa, Chordata, Mammalia, Chiroptera, Rhinolophidae.